Molecule: messenger RNA, 1824 nt
Organism: Schistosoma guineensis
Lineage: Eukaryota; Metazoa; Platyhelminthes; Trematoda; Strigeidida; Schistosomatidae
Source: the annotation of a GenBank genome assembly
AUGACUGAACGUUGGUUAGACCACAUUAAUUGGCAUACAUUAGGUGGUCCACCAAAUGAUGGUUCUAUCAAUGAAAAAAAUUGUACAUUAUCAUUUCUCAGUAAUCAAUUACAUAUGGGUUGUACAGGUACUUUCGGUUUAGUAUUCGGUGGUGAAGCUAAAAAAAGAGAUUUAUGGGAAGCAGUUGCUGUGAAAGUAAUUAAUGAGAAAGCAACUUAUGAAGGGAAAAUUGAUUUUCUUUCUGAAGCAAAAUUAAUGCGUUCUUUAAAUCAUCCAAACGUUGUUCGUUUAAUUGGUAUCUCCUUGAAUCCAAAAGCAAGUCUAUACCUGAUUAUGGAACUCAUGCUUCUAGGAGAUUUAAAAACAUAUUUAUUAUCCCGUCGAAUUUUAGCUCAAAGAUCACCAAACCAUGAAGACAUACGACCAUCAACUCUUACUCAAAUGAGUAUGGAUAUUGGCCAAGGUUUAGCCUACAUACAUAGUAAGCAUUUAAUUCAUCGAGAUAUAGCAUGUCAAAAUUGUCUUGUUGCUGCGGAUCGUACUGUGAAAAUCGGAGAUUUCGGUCUGACCAGACAAGCUGCUAAAAAUACUUCAGAGGUUUAUUAUCGUUUCACAAGAAAUUGUGAACUACCUAUUCGUUGGAUGUCACCUGAAGCUGUACAAUUUGGUGUUUUUAGUAUACAAUCGGAUAUUUGGUCAUUUGGCAUAACAUUGUAUGAAAUUAUUACUUUUGGUGUAUUUCCUUAUAAUGGUCUUGGAGAUGUAGAAGUUGUGGAACGUGUCAAACGUAUGGAAUUCAGUAUUACUGAAUUUUUACCACCUCAAGCAUUAAAUACCGUAGUAUCAUCAUCAAUGAAUCAAGUGUUAGAAGUAUUAAUAGCGUAUCCAGAUUGUAUUCGACCAUUCCUUACUGAUGAUCCACCGAAACCAAAUACAACAAUCGAUUCAUUACCUUUUCAACCAACUGUAGACACUUGUAUAAUAUCAGAAUCUGCAAUGACUGGUCUUGCUCCAAUCGAUAGUGUUGGUGGUUUUCGUACAAUACGUAGUGCUCCAACUGUAGCCGUCCCAAUAUCAUCAUGUUCACCUUCACCAGUGCCACUAAAUCUUCCUGAUGGUAAUAGUGAUAAAUAUUAUGGAUCUGAAAAACGUCUUAGUGAACAAACAAAUCUACGUGAUAAUACACUGUCCAACCAUCAUACAAUUUUUGAUUGGUCUGAUAACUAUAAUUCUCAUCCGUAUACAGAUAGUUCAGUUCAUUCAAAGUUGACUGAAUUUUAUCAACUUCCAAUGUUUUCUGACAGACAAACCUUAUUUCCUUCAGUAGUAACCGAUGAAAGCAAAGAACUAAAUAUUAUGUCUAAAUCUGGCGAAUCAUCUAGUCUACCUCCCGUGUUUGAUAAUUAUACUACAUCAUUUGUUACAUCUAUUCCUAAUGCUAUUAAUACAUCUAAUGUUUUAUUCAAUCUUUCGACAAGUCCUAUUUCCAUCACUCCGAGUUAUCAGUCAAUCGAUGGAACUAGUCAAUUAAUCAUGAAAUCUCCCGAACUAAUAACUGAUCAGUAUACAUAUUCAACUGGAAAUACUUUGCAUAUUAGAAAACAGAAACGUUCAAAUACCACACUUAUAAACAAUGCAACAUCGAACAUUCUAGAUGGAUUUGAUAAUUUAUUAUCUGAUAAUCAACUUAAUGUACCUCGAAAUCCCAUUCAAACACGGAAUAUUAAUCCUUUGCGACCCACUCGUUCUUUGAUCAAUCUAACCUCUGUACGUUAUCCCAAACACUACUUACAAAAUAAUAUUGAAUCUAAUCACUGUGCUUAA